ACCUAAUUUCCCCCAAUACGUAACAUUUACCAAAAAGGAUGGCAGCGGUGUUGAAGAGGGGUGCAACAUUUCGAGUAUUAAGGUAUCUCCACAGACAGUAUUCCACAGAGCAGGCUUUGCCAAAGAUCACCACACAUUACACAGUGGUGCCUAGGGAAACGGACCCAAGAUGGAAAGAUAUCUCUAUGGAGAGGUUUGCAGACGAGGCUGACGUAGUGAUUGUCGGAGGAGGACCUGCAGGACUCGCAGCAGCCUGUCGAAUAAAGCAGCUAGCCAAUGAAAAAGGAACAGAAAUCAGAGUUUGUGUUUUGGAAAAGGCUGCGGAAAUAGGCGGCCACACCCUCUCAGGAGCAUGUAUAGAGCCCAAGGCAAUAGAAGAACUCUUCCCUGACUGGAAAGAAAGAGGGGCUCCUUUCCACACCCCAGUAACAGAAGACAAAUUUUCUUUUUUGACUAAAUCUUCCAGGAUACCUAUUCCUGUAUUUAGAGGGAUGCCGAUGGAUAACCAUGGUAACUAUAUAGUCAGACUGGGUAAUGUAGUUCGCUGGCUAGGAGAGCAGGCAGAAGAGUUAGGAGUAGAGGUCUACCCUGGAUUUGCUGCUUCUGAGGUUUUGUUCAAUGAGGAUGGUAGUGUUAGAGGUAUAGCAACCAAUGAUGUGGGGAUUUACAAGGAUGGAUCCCCUAAGGAAUCUUUUGAAAGAGGCAUGGAGUUUCAGGCCAAAUGCACCAUAUUUGCUGAGGGUUGUCACGGCCAUCUUUCCAAACAACUGUUUAAUAAGUUUGAUCUCAGGAAGGACUGUGAACCACAGACGUACGCCAUUGGUCUCAAGGAAUUAUGGGAAGUGACACCAGAACAGCAUCAUCCUGGGCGAGUAGAACACACCGUAGGAUGGCCUUUGGACCGUAAUACUUAUGGAGGUUCUUUUAUAUAUCACUUAGGAGAGGACGCCCCACUAGUAUCAGUGGGAUAUGUGGUUGCUCUAGAUUAUGAAAAUCCAUACAUCAGUCCUUUCAAGGAGUUUCAGAGGUUUAAGCAUCACCCUUACAUAGAGAAGAUAUUUAAAGGAGGCAAGAGGCUGGCCUAUGGAGCUAGAGCUCUGAAUGAGGGUGGGAUACAGAGUGUACCACGGCUGACGUUUCCAGGUGGUUGUAUAGUGGGCUGCGCGGCUGGGUUUAUCAACGUCCCCAAGGUCAAGGGUUCCCACAAUGCCGUGGCCAGUGGAAGGAUGGCGGGGGAGGCUGUGUUUGACGUGAUUACAGAUGAGAACCACAAGUCAGAGACGGCAGGACUUGAACCAUUGGCUUAUGAACAGCGCCUUAGGGACAGUUGGGUGUGGAAAGAAUUGUAUGCAGUGAGGAACGUCCGCCCGUCUUUCCACUCACCCCUGGGGUUAUAUGGGGGUAUGGCCUACACUGGACUAUUCUGUGUACUGUUGAGAGGCAAGGAACCCUGGACACUCUCACAUGGAGGUGCAGACCACAGUCGACUUAAACCAGCUAAAGAGUUCAAAGAGAUUGAGUACCCCAAGCCUGAUGGGGAGAUCAGUUUUGACCUCCUCAGCUCAGUGGCGCUAACAGGAACCAAUCACGACCACGACCAGCCUGCUCAUCUUACUCUCAUGGACGACUCCGUACCUGUCAAUACUAACCUGGCGACAUAUGACGGACCAGAACAGAGGUUUUGUCCUGCAGGAGUAUAUGAAUAUGUGGAGACAGAAGACGGGUCAGGAAAGAGACUACAGAUCAACGCACAAAACUGUAUUCACUGUAAAACUUGUGACAUUAAGGACCCCACUCAAAACAUCAACUGGGUGACCCCCCAGGGGGGAGAGGGGCCUGCAUAUAAUGGCAUGUAGGACCCAGGGGUGGAACACUGGGGAUGGGGGGGGGGGGAGUAUAAUGGACCAAGGCAGAAAGUGAGUCAGUGAACACAUCAGGGUGAAAGACAUGGAUAAAAGAGUAUACUGAGGGAAGACUACACCACAAUAUGGAGAUGGAUGCAUAUUAACAUAUUGUAUAGUAUUUCUUGGAACAGUUAUGAUCCAUUUUCAUGAUGAAAUAUUAAUUAGGGUCUAAGUAAUAAUGCAUGUGUCAAGUUUUGGAUUGAGGAACAUCUCACAAACUGUUUGAGAGGGAGACACUUUGUAACAUGUAAGUUGUAAUUAGGAUAAGAAAAUGGAUGCCCGUUAUCUUGGAUGCUAUUGUUUGAUAUUGAAUGAACAAUGUGAAUUUCAAAUUCAAUGACUAUUUUAUGUUUGCAUGAUGUUGUAAGAAAGUUCAAUUUUCUGUUAUAUUCCAAUUUUAUAAUACAUACUCUGUAUCGCCCAUUAUAAAUAUGAUAAAGUUUUUUUUCAAUAGA
Messenger RNA from Lingula anatina, 2359 nucleotides. Its product is annotated as electron transfer flavoprotein-ubiquinone oxidoreductase, mitochondrial. The record is from RefSeq and is a predicted model, not a curated record. Gene Ontology annotation, biological process: electron transport chain. Lineage: Eukaryota; Metazoa; Brachiopoda; Lingulata; Lingulida; Lingulidae. Gene Ontology annotation, molecular function: electron-transferring-flavoprotein dehydrogenase activity; iron-sulfur cluster binding. Gene Ontology annotation, cellular component: mitochondrial inner membrane.